Molecule: messenger RNA, 1488 nt
Organism: Mesorhabditis belari
Lineage: Eukaryota; Metazoa; Nematoda; Chromadorea; Rhabditida; Rhabditidae
Source: the annotation of a GenBank genome assembly
AUGUCUCUCAAACUCGGGUUCAUUCUUUUUGUGCUCGGAGUCGGUCUGGUUGAAUCGAGGGCAAAACAUCAAUGGGGAAAGCUCACCGCCGACAAAAUAGAACAAUUCAAGAAGGCUCAUCCUCGUACAAAUGUCGAUCGUUUUGUAUCUGCAUUGGAUCGAAUGAACGAGAGAAUGGCAACAAAGGAACCGACAGCCGAAGAGAAAUUGAAUCUAGCGGAGAUCAUCAAAGGUCUGAAGAAUCACAAACGAUCGCCUCGCCACCACAAAGAGGGAGAUUCCCUCAGCCAGAUUAACACGAAUGCUGGAAUUGCAAAUAGUCUUUACGGUGGUGAUAUGGUUCUCUCAGAUCCUCAAGUAGACGUGAUUCUUGGUGAUUUUCUCGACGAUUCGGAGACGGGGAGAGACAAGAGACAGGCCCACUACUCUGCAAAAUACCCGACCGAUCUCUGGGGAAACACUUUUUAUUAUUACUUCGAUGCAUCCCUAAGUGCAAAGGCAAAAAAGGCGGCACAAAUGGCGAUCGCAUUUUGGCAAAAUUCGACAUGUGUGGAUUUUGUGGAGAGUCAAACAAAUCCAAAUCGUGUUCGUUUCUUCAAGGACGGCGACGGUUGCUACUCGGAUGUGGGCAUGAUGGGGGGAGUUCAAGUUCUCUCUUUGGGUACUGGAUGUGAAUAUUUCUACAUAGCCGCUCACGAGAUCGGUCAUGCUUUGGGCUUCUUUCACGAACAAUCGAGAUAUGACCGAGACACUGCAAUCACCGUCAAUUCGGGAAAUGUUAUUCCUGAUCAACGUUAUAAUUAUAACAAGCUGACUACGUCGAACAACAACAACUAUUUGAUGCCAUAUGAUUACGGUAGCAUCAUGCAAUACGAUGAGUUAGCAUUUACCUCAAAUAAUGGAAGGACGAUGUUUGCCAAGCGCGCCGUCUAUCAGAACACAAUGGGAUCAGCAUUGAUUUCCUUCUACGACAUCUCGAUGAUGAACUCAUAUUAUAAAUGCAAAGCAAAAUGUCCUAACGGAGCGACUUGUGUGAACGGGGGAUUCCGCAAUUCGAGGAACUGUAAUGUUUGUAUUUGUCCAAGCGGAUGGGGUGGAAUCACCUGUUCGGAGAGGGAAAGCGGUUGUGGGGCUGCAUUGAUAGCCAAGGGACCAAUCCAGACGCAAUCAAUCACAAUCGGCGCAAACAAUGAGUUUGACACCGAAUAUGAGACUUUCGAAAAGUGUAACUACAUAAUCAGAGCUCCGAUGGGGUACAAAAUUGAAGUGAUCCUGAAGACGAUGACGGGUAUCGAUUGCAUUCCUGGUUGCGUUUAUAAGGGAAUCGAAGUGAAAGCAAUGAGUGAUCAUCGAUACACCGGAAUACGCUAUUGUUGUGAGGAAGAUAUUGGAACAAAGAUUGUUUCUGAGGGAAACGUGAUGCCGGUCUCACUAAUAGGGCCCGGUUGCAACAUCCCUGGAUAUUUCAUUCUUCGAUUAGCUUGUAUG